AUCUAUGACCCAGGUUAAGCUUGAACCACAUGGAUAAAAUGUUAUGGUUCGUAUGGUUCUACAUCAUGCAUACCGGUUGACACGUGUUUGUCGAGAUUGACUACACGGAGCUAAACAUGCUGAGCCUGCUAACAGAAUAUAGCUUCACUUGCGUUAACCAGGUAAUAACGUGAGUGUACUGCAACGUUAGCUAACCUACGCCGUAGGGCCCACAUACUUCAACACCGGUCUGUCAACAUUUUACGAGCAAGCAUGAGCAGCCUGGAUCAACACCAGCAUCUCCAUCCUAGUUGCCCUGACAAAACAACAGUCUCCAGUGGUUCAUCAGACACCCAUGAGCUAGCCAAGGAGCCUCUUCAAGGUCUAAAAUUGGCAUCACAUGCAGUUCUGGAGAAGGCGAAGGAGAGGGGCAGGUUAUUAUGCUCUAAAUGUGGAGGAUCAAGGAUGUUCUUCUGCUACACAUGCUGCUCAUUACUUGGUGUCAGCCAUCAAGAAAUCCCUGUGAUCAAGCUUCCUCUGAAGAUAGAUAUCAUCAAGCAUCCCAAUGAGACGGAUGGCAAGAGCACUGCAAUCCAUGCCAAGAUUCUUGCACCCAGCGACGUCAACAUAUACACCUACCCCUGCAUACCUGACUAUGAAAAGAACAAGGUGGUGUUGGUGUUCCCGGGUCCAGGGGCUGUCUCAGUUCUUGACAUGAUCCAGUGUUUGCACGACAUGACCGACAGCAGGUCAUACCGCUCCUCUGGUGAACCCUGCCUAAAGAGGCUGAAAAGUGAGGAAAUAACAGGGGCCACACAUACUGCUGACAGCCUGGGGUCAGGGACCCCAGAUGAAGCAAAGGGCUUGGAGUCCAGGGUGUAUCCCUUACAGAGGGUGGUUUUCAUUGACAGCACAUGGAACCAGACCAACAAGAUCAGCACAGAUGAGAGACUGCAAGAUAUCCUCCGGGUGGAGCUGAAGACGAGGAAAACGUGUUUCUGGCGGAGUCAGAGGGGCAAACCAGACACCUACUUAGCUACUAUCGAGGCUAUUUAUUAUUUUCUCAAGGACUUCCACAAGCAUUGCCUUGCUCAGGAGUACAACGGAGAAUAUGAUAACCUUCUCUUUUUCUACUCCUACCUACACUCAGUUGUCAACAAAUCAAAGCAAGAAAAGAAAGAUCUGCUGGAAAAUGAGAAAGAAGCUGAAGCAGCUAAAAAAGACUUAGGAUCUGUAGCUGAAAGGUAGAUUUACUUGCAAGCCCUUUUGUGGUUUAUUUUAUUUAUUACUGAGUUAUACAUUUUUUUGUAAAUACUAUUUGCUUAGAAAUAUGCAAUAAAACACAAAAGGAUUACAAUUGCAAAACAUGAAUGCUGUGUUUGUUAUACGAGUAAAACAUAACAAAUAGCUCUGUCAUGUAGAUACUACAGUUGCAAUAAACUGGAUUAUAGCAAGCUAUAAAAUCAACAUCAUUUAGGGUAUUUUUAUAAACCACUUGAAUCCAUCAAAUUUAUAGUGAGUAUGGUGCCCUACUUACAUAUAUAAUGUUUUGUGCAAGGAAAUUGACAUCAGAAAUGUUAGAAUACUAUUUAUUUACAAAUCAGUACAAUUUCAUUUGAGUUAUUUAUGUCCCUUAUUUUCUUAAAAAUUAUCUUAUGAAUUUGGCUAUCUUUGUAAUAAAAUCACAUUUGUUGCAGACCCAAUAAAACCAUAAAUAUAUAUCCUGAAAGCUUAUAGUGAAAAUCUGUCAACAGGUCUCUGUACUUCAUAGUUUCUGUCAAUAAUGCUAAGCUAAUGGGGGGUCUUUAGUAGUAGGCCUCUCUGAUCUUUGCUUGCAGGCUGUCACAUGUCUUCUUGGCAUCUCCCAAUAACAUUGAUGUGUUGGGCUUGUAGAAGAUGGGGUUAUCUACUGCGGCAUAGCCCACACCCAAGGU
Molecule: messenger RNA, 1913 nt
Organism: Eleginops maclovinus (Patagonian blennie)
Lineage: Eukaryota; Metazoa; Chordata; Actinopteri; Perciformes; Eleginopidae
Gene: dtwd1
Product: DTW domain containing 1
Exons: 6
Coding region: 253-1227 (324 amino acids)
Biological process (GO): tRNA modification
Cellular component (GO): nucleus
Molecular function (GO): tRNA-uridine aminocarboxypropyltransferase activity
Source: RefSeq, a predicted model, not a curated record